AUGCCCAGCGCCGCCAUGGUUACAGAUGAUACCAGAAUCCUGGGGCAGGAUCCUCUCAUCGCUCCAAAUCUGCUCCUGUCGGAAGUCCCUAUCUCAAAAGACUCUCUAGAAACUGUUCUUCAAGGCCGCAGAGAGGCUGUCAAGAUCAUAAUGGGCGAAGACGACCGCCUUCUCGUUAUCUGCGGACCUUGCAGUCUUCACGACCCUGCCACUGCCGUCGAAUAUGCUUCACGACUAAAGGCGCUCUCAGACAAGCUCUCCAGUGACCUCUGUAUCAUAAUGCGCGCAUACCUCGAGAAACCCCGAACAACUGUCGGAUGGAAGGGAUUGAUCAAUGACCCAGACCUUGACGAGUCUUUCAAGAUCAACAAAGGUCUGCGGAUCAGUCGUCAGCUCUUCUGCGACCUCACAAACAGCGGCAUGCCAAUUGCUACUGAAAUGCUGGACACCAUCUCUCCUCAGUUCCUCGCAGAUCUCAUCUCGCUUGGGGCAAUCGGAGCGAGAACCACCGAGUCACAAUUGCAUCGUGAGCUUGCUUCCGGUCUUUCCUUUCCCGUUGGAUUCAAGAACGGUACCGAUGGAAGCUUGACGGUUGCAAUUGAUGCUAUUGGGUCUGCUGCUGCCAAGCAUCAUUUCAUGGGUGUCACUAAGCAAGGUCUGGCUGCAAUUACAAGAACAAGUGGCAACGAGCACGGAUUCAUUAUCCUUCGUGGAGGUACCAAGGGCACAAACUAUGAUGCAGAAAGCGUUAAGCUCACGAAGGAGACGCUGCAAAAGACGGGUCAAAAGCAAGCUAUCAUGAUUGACUGUUCGCAUGGCAACUCCAACAAGGACCAUCGCAACCAACCAAAGGUCGCGGACGUCAUUGCAGAGCAACUUCGUGCCGGGGAGACUUCCAUCAUUGGUGUCAUGAUCGAAUCAAAUAUCAAUGAGGGCAAUCAGAAGGUACCAGCAGAAGGACCAUCCGGCCUAAAGAAGGGUGUCAGCAUCACAGAUGCAUGUAUCAACUGGGAUUCGACUGUCCAAGUUCUCGAAUGCCUUGCAGCAGCUGUCCGAGACCGACGCAAGCUCUCUUCCUCCAAUGGUCACGCCUAA
This is a messenger RNA of Cadophora gregata, 1095 nucleotides long. It is a transcript of the gene ARO4, whose product is annotated as 3-deoxy-7-phosphoheptulonate synthase. The transcript is spliced from 3 exons. Gene Ontology annotation, molecular function: 3-deoxy-7-phosphoheptulonate synthase activity. Lineage: Eukaryota; Fungi; Ascomycota; Leotiomycetes; Helotiales; Ploettnerulaceae. The coding region runs from base 1 to 1095 and encodes 364 amino acids. The record is from RefSeq and is a predicted model, not a curated record. Gene Ontology annotation, biological process: aromatic amino acid biosynthetic process. Gene Ontology annotation, cellular component: cytoplasm.